Molecule: messenger RNA, 966 nt
Organism: Exophiala spinifera
Lineage: Eukaryota; Fungi; Ascomycota; Eurotiomycetes; Chaetothyriales; Herpotrichiellaceae
Exons: 1
Coding region: 1-966 (321 amino acids)
Biological process (GO): mitochondrion organization
Cellular component (GO): SAM complex
Source: RefSeq, a predicted model, not a curated record
AUGGGGUUGGAGAUGAACGAGGAAAAAAAGAUCGCAACCAACACCUCGUCGCGGGCGGCCAGGAAUGCCUCGAAGUCAAAGGCACAAGAUCCCUCUGCGUUCUCAUGGUUCUCGCUUCCGCAGCCCAUCAAACGCAUAUUCGAUCGCUUUCCCCUGAUCGUCUAUCCUCCAAAUGUUCUCCCCCAGAGGGCCCCAGGACGCCGAAGUGAGAACAUCCUCUAUAUUUUCCAAUCCGACGUACCACCGAGUCGAGAUGCUCCGUCUUUCAACCCGUCCUGUCUUAAAUGGCAAGCGUAUCUCAAAUUCCACGGCAUCCCUCUACGCACGAGACCGUCGAACAAUCACGCCUCACCCACCGGCUCUCUGCCUUUCCUCCUCCCUGCGUCUCAAGAAGACCAGCGGCCACCGUCUCCGGUUCCUGCCAACCGACUAGCAAGAUGGGUCGUAUCACAAGGAGGCAAAGAGGAGGCAGUACAUGUGCGGCAAGAUGUCUACACAGCGCUCAUCGAUCACAACAUUCGAAGCGCGUGGCUCUACUACUUGUAUCUUGAUGAGCAUAACUUCCAGGCCGUGGCAUGGCCUAUGUACGUGGCAUCAGCAUCUUCCACAUGGGCCGUUCGGACGGAGCUUGCCCGUCAACUUCGCAAUGCCGCACGAGACGAACUGCUAAAGACGAGCGCUAUGAUCGACCAGCAAGAACUGUACAGUAAAGCGGAUGAAGCGUUCCAAGCACUGUCUACUCUCCUGGGAGAACAGAAAUUUUUCUUUGGACAGACAACCCCUGGACUCUUUGACGCGAGUUUAUUUGCAUAUACCCAAAUCAUUCUAGAUGACGAUCUCGAUUGGCGAACGCUUGUGUUGAAGACGGCGUUGCAAAAGUAUGAGAAUCUUGUACACCACCGAGCACGCUUGGUUCGGGGCUUCUUUUCCGGCCGGACCCCAAGCGUUCACUCCAUGGACGAGUGA